AUGUGGCUUUCAGAGGCUCAAAAGUUCGGCGUGGCUUUCACGUUUGGAGGCUGUUUAUUUCUGGCAUUUGGUGUAAUCACUUUUUUCGACCGGGCGCUGUUAGCGCUUGGAAACAUCCUGUUUUUAGUAGGGCUGCUGCUGAUAAUCGGCCCCCAGAAGACUUAUACGUUCUUUUCAAGGCCGAACAAAAGACGUGGGUCUAUUUUUUUCGUUGCAGGCGUAUUGAUGAUCUUAGCGAAAUGGACAUUUCUUGGGUUCGUGAUUGAGUGUGUGGGUAUUGCAGGGCUUUUUGGCGAUUUUUUCGGUGUUGUGGUUCAAUUUCUAAGAUCAUUGCCCGUUAUUGGACCUGUCCUGUGUCAUCCGGCGGUCGCGCCGUGGGUCGAUCGACUAGCUGGAGUGCGCGUUCUGCCCGUAUAG
Messenger RNA from Lachancea lanzarotensis, 417 nucleotides. It is a transcript of the gene GOT1, whose product is annotated as LALA0S10e00826g1_1. The transcript is spliced from 2 exons. Gene Ontology annotation, biological process: retrograde transport, endosome to Golgi; endoplasmic reticulum to Golgi vesicle-mediated transport. The record is from RefSeq and is a predicted model, not a curated record. Lineage: Eukaryota; Fungi; Ascomycota; Saccharomycetes; Saccharomycetales; Saccharomycetaceae. Gene Ontology annotation, cellular component: Golgi membrane; COPII-coated ER to Golgi transport vesicle; Golgi cis cisterna. Bases 1 to 417 code for a protein of 138 amino acids.